AUGUACACUCUAGGAUCGGCAACAGGGGUGGCCGGGGGCAGCCCAGGGCACUCGCUGGCCCCCAAUCGCGGCCGCCUCGCCGUCUGCGCCUCCCACCGGGGCAGCGCGCAGCGCCGGCAUCGGGGAAAGGGCAGUUGUGGCGAGUCGUUUGCUUUUGAGGUGUACGCGCCGCUUGAGGGCAGCCGCGAUGCCUGUGACCCGCGCUUGGAAGACAAGAUGGUGCGACGCUACCAGGACCUGUACAGGGAGGCCGGCCUCAGGCAGGAGCUCAGGGCGCGGGAGCGCUUUGAGAGGCCGCGAGACAAGGCCAAGAGGGACCGCCGUGACCUGAUCCAGCGCCGCAAGUGGGAGCGCGACAACCGCGACUGGUGGUCGCCAGAGACCCUGCAGGGUGGCGCAGACCAGGUCAUAGACACGCCCUACAACGCCUUCUUUUCGCUGCGGGACGCCCGCGACACGCGCGCCGACGAGGACGAUGAGGCGGUGUUUGGCGGCGGCUCUGCAGCCGCUGCACUUGAACCGUUGACAGCCUAUUGGCCGGCCACAGUGUGGGAUGCCGAUUGGCAGGGCGGCUACAUUGACGGCGGCGCGGGUGGCUUGGCCGAGGCCGAGGACGGGGCCGUGCCGUCGCUGUCCACUUUUGAGCAGCUGAGCACUGAGAUGGACGCUGCGGCGCUUGUCGCCAGCGCAGAGUCCAAGGCCGCACCGGCGGACUUACUGCCAGUGGGUGGUCUCGAGUGGGGCGACGCAGUGGCGCCGUGGCCUCAGAUGGCUCAGGGCAGGAGCAACGACAGUGACGAGGUGACGGAGGCGCCUGUGGCAGUGGCGGGCGGCGAGUCCCUGCGGGGUGCGGCCCAAGGGGACCUGCGUGAGGCAGCGGGGCGGCUGCAGGCGCAGCUGGAGGGCAUCAGGAGCCUGCAGCAGCAGAUGGAAGGCGCGGCCCGCAAGACGCGGCGCGGUGGCAGGGGAUUGGGGCGCAAGGGCAAGGUGACUGGGCGUCGCUGA
This is a messenger RNA of Monoraphidium neglectum, 1005 nucleotides long. RefSeq lists its product as hypothetical. The transcript is spliced from 6 exons. Lineage: Eukaryota; Viridiplantae; Chlorophyta; Chlorophyceae; Sphaeropleales; Selenastraceae. The record is from RefSeq and is a predicted model, not a curated record. The coding region runs from base 1 to 1005 and encodes 334 amino acids.